Messenger RNA from Vicia villosa (hairy vetch), 1193 nucleotides. Its product is annotated as gibberellin-regulated protein 14-like. The transcript has 2 exons. Bases 20 to 1015 code for a protein of 331 amino acids. The record is from RefSeq and is a predicted model, not a curated record. Lineage: Eukaryota; Viridiplantae; Streptophyta; Magnoliopsida; Fabales; Fabaceae.
GAGAGUUUGUCAGAGAACAAUGUUUAGAAUGUCUUGUUUUCUUGUGAUAAUGUUUGUGAUUGUAACAUUUGGUGCUUUUUCUGAGGCUGCAGCUCAUCAUCAUAAGAAACCUACUUCUGCUGUUGUGGUUGGUACUGUUUUUUGUGACACAUGUUUUCAACAGGAUUUCUCUAUGGGAAGUCGUUUCAUUUCAGGUGCAUCAGUUGAAGUAGAAUGCAAAAACGGAGACACCAUUUCAAAACCAAGCUUCAAGAAACAAGUGAAGACAAACAAUCAUGGUGAAUUCACAAUCCAGCUUCCAUUCUCAGUGAGCAAACAUGUGAAGAGAAUCAAACAAUGCAUAGUAAAACUAGUAAGCAGCAAUGAACCAUAUUGCUCCAUAGCCUCAACAUCCACAUCUUCAUCACUUCACCUAAAAUCAAAAACACAAGGCCUCCACAUAUUCUCAGCCGGUUUCUUCUCAUUCAAGCCACUCAAACAACCAAACCUAUGUAACCAAAAACCAAGUAGUUUUGUUCUCGAUUCCUCGAAAAGAUCUCCGCUUCCUCCAAAUAUCGAUCCAUCUUUUCCACCUCCACUUCGAGAUCCAGACACACCUAGUAGCGGCGUUCUUCCUUUACUUCCGCCUAUUCCUUUAGCACCCGAAAUCCUUACACCAAUAUUGCCACCGGUGUUGUCACCAUUAGUACCGAGUAACGAGGAUGAAACAAAGGAAGUUGAAUCGUCGGAUGAAAAAGUAACCAACAUUGAUUCAUUUAACUUUCCUCCUAAUCCAUUUUUAUUGCCACCAUUAGUCGCUAAUCCGUUUCAACCACCUCCAUUAGUCCCUAAUCCACUUCAACCACCAACUCAAACACCAUUAAUUCCUAAUCCAUUUCAACCUCCUCCAGUAGGAUCACCAUCACCAUUGUUUCCUUUUCCACCAACUUCAUCAUCACCACCACCAAGUUUGUCAUUUCCUUUUCCUCCAUUGUUCCCUCCACGUCCUCCUUCUUCAAAGAAUGUUUCUCCUUAGAUAAAUAGGAGAUAUCUAUUAUAUAUAUGCAUAAUAAUUUCUUAUAUGUAAUGAAGUUUUUAUUCAGUUAUAUUGAAUAUGGCAUGAUGUAUAACAUGUUUUAGUGACUAAUACUGAAAAAAUUGAAACAUUGUUAUGUAUUAGUAAUAAAUUUUAUGUAUAUGAUUAGUCACCAUUG